Molecule: messenger RNA, 1969 nt
Organism: Calliphora vicina (urban bluebottle blowfly)
Lineage: Eukaryota; Metazoa; Arthropoda; Insecta; Diptera; Calliphoridae
Gene: List
Product: Lithium-inducible SLC6 transporter
Exons: 10
Coding region: 32-1855 (607 amino acids)
Biological process (GO): sodium ion transmembrane transport
Cellular component (GO): plasma membrane
Molecular function (GO): L-amino acid transmembrane transporter activity
Source: RefSeq, a predicted model, not a curated record
CAUCAUACAAUCAACAUUGCAAAAAAGAAAUAUGUCGGAACUUGCAGAAAAAGGACUUUUAAAUACAAAAAAUAAAAUUACUAUAACAACUAGUACAAAUAAAGAUACAUCCAGCAAACCCAAAGAACAAUGGGGCAAUGAUAUAGAAUUUCUAUUCUCUUGUAUUUCUUUGUCGGUAGGAUUGGGCAAUAUUUGGCGUUUUCCCUAUAUAGCCUUUCAAAAUGGUGGUGGAGCCUUUGUUAUACCCUAUUUAAUAGUUUUAUUGAUAAUUGGUCGUCCGGUUUACUAUUUGGAAAUAUUGUUGGGACAAUUUUCGGGCAGAGGUUGUAUUAAAGCUUUCGAUAUGGCGCCAGUAUUAAAAGGUGUUGCUGCUGGUCAAGUCUUAGCCACAGGAGCUUCAAUCACCUAUUAUUCCAGUAUAAUGGCUUUAACUUUAAGAUUUUUAAUAGCAUCCUUUUCAAAAGUGUUGCCCUGGAGUUAUUGUCGCCAAGAAUGGGGUGCAAUAUGUUUGGAAAAUGAUUCAAUGGAAAAUAAUACAACAGACACCUUGAAUAAAAUGUCUCCAGCUGAGCUUUAUUUUCAAAAUGAAAUUUUACAAGAAUACUCCAAUAUCAACAAUGGCAUUGGCUUACCCAAUUGGGAAUUGGUAGGCUGUUUGGCAUUAUCCUGGUGUAUUAUAGGAGCUGUAUUAAUAAAAGGCAUUAAAAGUUCGGGUAAAGCGGCUUAUUUCUUGGGUGUAUUUCCCUAUGUGGUUUUGAUUAUUCUCUUAGUAAGGGCUGUAACUUUACCGGGAGCCCUACAAGGUAUAAUCUACUUUUUCAAGCCUCAAUGGCAGGAAUUACUCAAUCCUUUGGUCUGGUAUGCUGCCGUUACCCAAGUCUUCUUUAGUUUAGCCAUCUGCUUUGGAACUUUGAUCACUUAUGCUUCUUACAAUAAUUUCAAUCGAAAUGUUUACAACGAUAUUGUCAUUAUUACCACUAUGGAUUCUUGUUCCUCGAUUAUUGCCGGUUGCAUAACAUUUGGUAUUUUGGGUAAUUUAGCUUUUCAAACUGGUAAUACCGACAUUGCCAAAGUGGUUAAGGGUGGUGCCGGCUUGGCAUUUAUUUCAUAUCCAGAUGCCAUAGCUAAAUUUGAAUUCAUACCACAGGCAUUCGCGGUCCUUUUCUUUUUGAUGCUAUUUGUCUUAGGCAUAGGCAGUACAGUGGGCAUGGGUUCCUGUAUUAUACGUGUACUUAGAGAUCAGUUUGUCAACAGCUCCAAUUGGCCGCUGGCAUUGGGUUUAACAGUUGUGGGUUUUGCCAUUAGCAUUGUUUACAUGUGUCCUGGAGGUCAAUUCAUAUUGAAUUUAGUGGAUUUUUAUGGUGUUUCUUUUACCGCCUUGAUUUUAGCUAUUGCUGAAUUACUAGCUGUUAGCUGGGUCUAUGGUAUUAAACGAUUUUGUGAGGAUAUUAAAUUCAUGGUGGGUUUGAAGACCGGCUUAUAUUGGCGUUUAUGUUGGGGCAUUAUAACACCCGGCCUAAUGUUAAGUGUUCUUAUUUAUACUCUGGCUGAUUUGAAACCUUUAACCUAUAAAAAUGUGGACUAUCCAAACAUAGCUCAUGUUUUCGGUUGGUGUUUGUCGGCUUUAGGUCUACUGCAAAUACCUGGUUGGGCUUUAUAUCAACUUUUGCGCCAAGCUAAACAGUUAAGCUUUAAACAGAAAGUAUUGGCUUUAUUUAAACCUUCAUCAGGUUGGGGUCCUUUGGAUCAAAAUGUACGUGAUGAAUAUGACAGCUAUCGCAAGACUAUCGAAAAUAAGAAGGAGUUCAAUAGAAAAGGUCUUAUCUCAAAAGCUUGGGUUAAUUUAUUUAAUUAAUUAAUUUGAAAGCUAUUAAAAUAGUUAAUUUAUAAUAAAGACAAGAAUGAAAUAUCCAUUACUAAAAUGUAAAAUAAGUUAAAUUGUCAUAAUUAAAUGAAGCAUAUACAUAUA